AUGAAAAUAUUUCAGACCAACGUUGACAAUUUUAAUUUAAAUAUAUGUGAACAAAAUGAAAAUAUAAUUUUAAAAAAAAAGGAAAUUCAAGAAAAUAUAAAUGCAACAUGUGGUCAUGUAGAAGAUUUAAAAAAUGACAUUCAGAAAAACGAAGAUCCUUGUUAUAAUGAUAAUAAUACAUGCUUUGAUGAUGAUAUAUUUUUAAGGAGCAGGAAAUCUGUUCCUUCUGCUUUCUCACAUAAAAUAAGUGUUGACGAUAUGGAUAAAAAAAAAGUUCCCGAACAAAAUGACGUGGAUAAUAAAAAUGAUAUUAAACGUGACAAUAAUAAUAAUUAUAGUAAUGAUAAUAAUUAUAGUAAUAAUAAUAAUUAUAGUAAUAAUAAUAAUUAUAGUAAUAAUAAUAAUUAUAGUAAUGAUGAUAUAUCCAUGUCUCCCAAAAAGAAAAAGGCUAAAUAUGACAACUCCGGUAAGGAUAAAAACGAAGAUGAUAAUUGUAAUAAUUGUAAUAGUUGUAAUAAUUGUGAUGAUGGUAAUGAUAGUUGUAAUGAUAAUUCACAUCAUAAUCCUAAUAAUGUUAACCGCUUAAGAGAAGAAAUAAAAAAAGAAUUGUUUAACAAACUGAAUAUUAUUUUAGAUGUUAAUAUGAAUAUGAAUACUGAUGAAGAAUAUUAUAUGAAAUUUUUAAAAAAGAAAAAAUUCAGAAACUAUAUUAUGAAUACUUCGAAAUUUAUUAUCAUCCUAGGAAAGUAUUUACAACUUUCAUUUUGUACCAUAUGUAUUGCAUUAUAUUAUAUGAAUAAAUAUAAUCAGAAAAUUCUCAAAAGAAAAAAAAACACCAUAAGUUAUCUCAUUGCAGGUGCGUGUAUUUUCCUUGCUUGGAAGUUAAGAGAAGAUUUUGAACUCUUGAAAAAAUCAAGAAAAUUAUAUGAUAUACCCAAAGUUAUUUUUAAACUGUUAAACUAUUUUUAUAAAAAAAAAAAACUCAAAAAAAAAAUACACUCUAUCGAAUUAGAUAUAAUAACAAAUUAUAAAAUUAACCAUACCUUUUAUAAUACUCAAUUAUUUAAUCACAACACAUUUUCUUCUUUUAUGGAACAUAUGAAAAAAGAAGAUACUUACAUAGAUACAAAAAAAGAAUCGAAAAACAGAAAACAAUCCAAUUGUUCACAAAUUAAUAAUAAUCUAAAUAAUGGACAAAAAAAUAAAUCCAUAUAUAACGAUCUACAAGAAUUGAAUAAUAUAAUUCAAGAAGGAUAUAUAUCGGAUAUAAAUAACAUAAAUCAUGUCAGUGAUUGUUUUAGCUCAUAUUUAUCAGAAUGUAACAGCAGUGACGUUUCGGAAUAUGACCAAAUGAAACCUGAACAGGACGAACCAAUAAAUAUACAAUCUGAUGUAAAAGAUGAAAAUGGUAAAAUGGGGAGUCAGCAUUGUGAUGUAAAAAGAGAAAAUAUUAAAAUAGAACGUGAAAUAAAUGGUGAUUUACAUGUACAAAAUGGAACAUUACAUGAACAAAAUGGUGAUUUACAUGAACAAAAUGGUGAUUUACAUGAACAAAAUGGUGAUUUACAUGAACAAAAUGGAACAUUACAUGAACAAAAUGGAAAAUUACAUGACCAAAAUGGAAAAUUACAUGACCAAAAUGGAACAUUACAUGAACAAAAUGGUGAUUUACAUGACCAAAAUGGUGAUUUACAUGACCAAAAUGGUGAUUUACACGAAAAAAAUAGCUUGACAGAGAAUAUCAAAAAAUUUAAAAAAUUAUGUAAAGAGCACAAAAAGAAUAUAUACGUCUCUUCUUCGAAGUGGGUAUUAAACAAUUCGGGUCAGAAGUUACAGUUGAUGCAGAAGAUAAUAAUAUAUUAUGAAGGAGAAAUAUUAAAGAGUUUUAAUUAUCACAUAAAGCCCAAAAUGUUAUUUUUUGAAUUAUUACCAUCAUAUAUAAAUAAAUUUGUGUAUACAAUGAAAGGAUAUAUCGAAUUGGAUCAGGUGGUAUAUUUAGAAAAGUUAUGUUUAUUAACAAUAUUAGAUAUAUACAAAACUCCCUUAUGUGUAAUAUUUACUCCGAAGGAAAUAUUGAUAACGUGUAUCUUAAAGGCAUAUAUAUCAUUAAAAUUACUGAGUAAUCAGUUACAUAUUCGUUCUUUGUCCUUUCAAGACUUUGAGGAUAAAAUCAAUUCCUUCAUACAAUCAGUUUGUUGUGACGACCCAAUCAA
Messenger RNA from Plasmodium reichenowi, 2213 nucleotides. RefSeq lists its product as hypothetical. The annotation marks the transcript as partial. The record is from RefSeq and is a predicted model, not a curated record. The transcript has 2 exons. Lineage: Eukaryota; Apicomplexa; Aconoidasida; Haemosporida; Plasmodiidae.